Molecule: messenger RNA, 1037 nt
Organism: Maniola jurtina (meadow brown)
Lineage: Eukaryota; Metazoa; Arthropoda; Insecta; Lepidoptera; Nymphalidae
Product: PITH domain-containing protein CG6153
Exons: 5
Coding region: 193-816 (207 amino acids)
Cellular component (GO): nucleus
Source: RefSeq, a predicted model, not a curated record
AUCACAAUCUGUCAUCUGAUUAUGUUCUAUUGGUUCAAAAUAAGUUUCAAACUUUCAAAUCAAAUGUAAAUAAUUUGCUGUGUAUUAUAAUGUUAAGUGCUAAUUGUAUUUAUUACUAACAAUUAUUUUCUUGCACGACGCAGGUACAUAAGUACGGUUCCUUCUGUAAUAUUAGCUGCUGCGAUAACAAUAAUGCCUCAUAGCCAUUGCCAUGGGCAUGGCCAUGAUCAUGAUCAUGUCAACCCUGACGAGUUGGGAAUACAUUACAAUCUAUUUCAAAAAAUAGAUAAAGAUAAUCUACAAUGUCUGAAUGAAAGCAUUGAUGGCGCUGGGAAAACUGUUUUCAAAUCUUGGGAUGAAAGAUUAGAUAGAAAUCAGUUUGUUGAAAGUGAUGCUGAUGAAGAGUUACUUUUCAAUAUUCCUUUCACUGGAAAUGUUAAAUUAAAAGGGAUUAAAAUUGCUUCAGAGGAUACAGAUUCACACCCAGCCAAGUUAAGAUUAUUUAAAAAUAAACCAAAUAUGACGUUUGAUGAUGUUUCUAUGGAACCAGAUCAAGAGUUUGAACUACAGAAAGAUACUGAAGGGAUCCUUGAGUAUAAUCCAAAAAUCGUCACAUUCUCGUCAGUAACACACCUGACUAUGCAUUUUCCUAGCAACUUUGGAGCGGAAAAUACCAAGAUAUAUUAUAUUGGACUCAAGGGUGAAUGGACACAGGGGCACAAGCAUGGAGUUACUAUUUGCACGUAUGAAGCUAGACCAAUGCUCGAUGAUCAUAAGUUAAAGCAUUUAGAUUCUGUAAACAAACCAAUAGACUAGGGAUGCAAUAAUAUUUUAAUAAAGUUUUUAAAAAAAAUUCGUGUAUAUUUUCAUCAAAGAUAUCUAAUAGAUAAUCGAAGCUUUUUAAUCCAUACUAAUAUUAUAAAGAGGUAAAGUUUGUAAGUUUGUAGAAAGUAAUUUCUGGAACUACUGAACCGAUUUUGAAAACUCUUUCAGCAACAGAAAGCUACAUUGUUCCUGAUAUAGGCUAUAUUUUAUUU